This is a messenger RNA of Pochonia chlamydosporia 170, 945 nucleotides long. RefSeq lists its product as hypothetical. Lineage: Eukaryota; Fungi; Ascomycota; Sordariomycetes; Hypocreales; Clavicipitaceae. The coding region runs from base 1 to 945 and encodes 314 amino acids. The record is from RefSeq and is a predicted model, not a curated record. The transcript has 2 exons.
AUGGCAGAGACGCAGCACCAACCCGUGCAGGGCUAUUCUCGUACUAGUUCUGCACCCCCCGAACAUCAAGACCAAAUAUAUGUACCCUCAACGCGUCCCACCACUGCGGAAGAAACCUCAGACGAAGAACCCGUAUCCGUAACACGGGCAAGGGACUUGGUUAUUCUGCUUGAUUUCCUCAAAGAUCAAAGAGACCCCGAUGACUGCAUGAGUUGGGUUGAACUUUCGGUACAUCGAGAUAUAUAUAUAUCCGAGCGAGAAAUCAUCGAGCAAUCAUUCAGUCAGCAUGAUUACGACCCGAACCGUGGUUUGCUUACUCUCCGGUGGCCACCGAAUUUCCAUGGGCUUUUCGCGCCCGAAAUAGCUUACGAACUGCACCGUCAACUUCGCCAAAUAGGCAAGCAAAAGAAUAACCCCGGUAUGUUUGCUUCCAAACUCAUGUUGGGAGGCUCAGCAACUGUUCAGCUCGCUGAGGGUGAUUCUAAAUCAUUCCAACCCAUUCGGCGUGAUCCGGACGCACAACAUCUCCACCCAAGAUCCCGGUACCCAGGUGUCGUGAUAGAGGUGUCCUAUUCCCAAGACGGUAAAGACCUAAGGAAGCUUGCCGAGGAUUAUAUCCUCUAUUCCAAGGGGGAUAUUAAAGCCGUUGUCGGCGUUGACGUCAACCACACAGAGAAAGAGUCUACAGUUUCACUUUGGCGUGCGAAAUGGACAAGUGUGGAAAAUGACGUUAUUGGAGAACCGAAACUAGAGUCUAGAGAAGUUAUUUCAUAUGAGACGUUUCGAUCCGUUGAUGGACGCGCACAAAAUGCGGGAAAAUACCUGGAGCUUGCACUCCGCGACUUUACUCCUCGGGCGUUGUCUGCUUCACACGAGUCAGUACCAGUAUCCAUAUCUUACAGAAGGCUCUUUGAUAUGCUCCAGGCAGCCGAGGCCGUGGGAUGA